Messenger RNA from Globicephala melas (long-finned pilot whale), 403 nucleotides. RefSeq lists its product as uncharacterized. The record is from RefSeq and is a predicted model, not a curated record. NCBI's taxonomy places the organism in Eukaryota, Metazoa, Chordata, Mammalia, Artiodactyla, Delphinidae.
AUGACUAUAAUGCUGCUCUGCCUUCUACAGCUUGCUGCACCGCUCUGUAGUUACUCUAUAACUAUACAUUUCUAUCUUUUUUGGUUAAACACUCCCUGAAGGUGAUAAAAGAUGAUGUGAUGAUAUAUAUACAUCCACAUUGUACACAUCGAUAUAUGUGUAAGGAUUUCCCUUCAUCUUUAUUUUGGGGGCUGGGCAAAAUUUAGUGUAACAUAUUAAUAUACUUCAUGAUACUUUGGUAGAAGAGGAAGUUCACUAUUUUUAUAAUGAACCCAAAUUUAAAAGCUUUUGUAGUGUAUUUUAAAAGGGAAAACUUACCCAAAUGUUUUAUUUCUACACAUUUGUGUAUGUGUGUGUGUGUGUGUGUGUAUAAGCCAGUUAGUAUAUAUGUAUAUGUAUAUUA